Molecule: messenger RNA, 927 nt
Organism: Spirodela intermedia
Lineage: Eukaryota; Viridiplantae; Streptophyta; Magnoliopsida; Alismatales; Araceae
Source: the annotation of a GenBank genome assembly
AUGAAGGUUGUGUCAGGUGACCAGGGGUAUGAGAUCCAGCCUUCAGUGUGAGCUUUUUCUUUCCAUGACUAGAAGGAUUGAGCAAACCAUGAUUUUGAUCUCCAUGUUGCGUAUCACAGGAAAGAGCUCCAGACAAAGUACUCAGACCAUUUGCCGUAUGAGUCUCAGGAAGAGGAGCUUGAUAUAAAGCAUGGAGUGCUCUUGUUGUUUCCUCUUCACUAAAACUGCAUUUAUUCAUCCCUGGCCUGGAUGGAGAUUUAACAUAAAAUGCAAUUAGAAAAAACCAGCAUCAACAUAACAGAAAAAGGAUACAUGUGAUAAGAUCAAAAAACGUGAGGAAAAAUAAUUUUCAAAACACAUUAAGAGUUGGAUCUACAUGGCAACGAAUAUAAUAAAGCAUGGGUAGCGGAGUUCGUUGCUACUGUUGUGGUUGUUUAUCUUUAGUCAUUGUUUCAAACAAUAAGAACACCGUCAGCAUCGGCCAGAAAGCAAAAUAAAGUCAAUUUCACAAAAUAAAUUCAGGGAAGUACAUACAGCCAGUCUUGCAUUGUGCACAGCCAAUUACUAGGAAGGUGAUCAGUGUUUGUCCCAUAAGGCAACAAGCGCCACUUCUGGCAUAUGUCACAACAGACCCAAUCCUCCUUGACAAGAAGAGCUGCAGGUGCUGGAGUCGCAUGAGAAGUCGGCCCAUUAGUUGCCAAUGGCGUGAUUUUCAUACCAUUUUCAAAUGCUUCACUAGUGGACGGAUUCUGAUCAUUUUUUACAUCCACCUUCUCCUUUGCCCUAUCAGAAAAUGCAGAACUAACCUUGUCAUGAUCUAUCCUAUUAUCCCUUCCCUUGUCUCUGAAUAGAUUUUCAGAUGGAUCAGUUAUGUUCACUGUUUUUUCAGACUUUGCAUCAUCCGCAGCAUCAUUCUGGCAUUGUUGA